CCCAGCUGCAGCCCGCCGGCUCGCCAGUGCAGCCGCGAUGCCCCGGAGCCCGAGCCCGACCCCGGCCCGGGUCCCCGGCCCACCGCGUAUUUAGCCUCGUGCGUCCCGAGCGCGCCACCGCAACGCCGCGCCCCGACGCAGCUAUGGGCAACACUGUGCACAGGACCCUGCCAGACUCGAGCCCGCCGGCACGCCUCCUGGCCACCCGGCCUUGCUGUGGCCCCGGCCCGGAGCGGCGCCCGGUCCUGGGCGAAGCGCCGCGUUUCCAUGCACAGGCCAAGGGCAAGAACGUGCGGCUGGACGGCCACUCGCGCCGGGCCACGCGGCGCAACAGCUUCUGCAACGGGGUCACGUUCACGCAGCGGCCCAUCCGGCUAUACGAGCAGGUGCGCCUGCGCCUGGUGGCCGUGCGCCCGGGCUGGAGCGGGGCGCUGCGCUUCGGCUUCACGGCGCACGACCCAUCGCUCAUGAGCGCCCAGGACAUCCCCAAGUACGCCUGUCCCGACCUGGUCACGCGGCCCGGCUACUGGGCCAAGGCGCUGCCCGAGAACCUGGCGCUGCGCGACACUGUGCUGGCCUACUGGGCGGACCGCCACGGCCGUGUCUUCUACAGCGUCAACGAUGGCGAGCCCGUGCUCUUCCACUGCGGUGUGGCCGUGAGCGGCCCUCUCUGGGCGCUCAUCGACGUCUACGGCAUCACCGACGAGGUGCAGCUCCUCGAGAGCGGGUUCGCCGACACGCUGACGCCCGCGCGCCUCGGCCAGGCCCGCUUCAGCGCCUGCCUGCCGCCCAGCAGCCACGACGCGGCUAACUUCGACAACAACGAGCUCGAAAACAACCAGGUGGUGGCCAAGCUGGGCCACCUGGCGCUGGGCCGCGCCCCGGGCCCGCCGCUCGCCGACCACGCGGCCGCAGCCAUCCCGUGCGGGCCCCGCGAGCGCCCGCGGCCCUCGUCGUCACCGGCGCUGCUAGAAGCCGACCUGCGCUUCCACGCGACGCGCGGGCCCGACGUGAGCCUGUCGCUCGACCGCAAGGUGGCCUGCGCGCCGCGGCCCGACGGCGGUCGCACGCUUGUCUUCUCCGAGCGCCCGCUGCGGCCCGGUGAGAGCCUCUUCGUGGAGGUGGGCCGCCCGGGGCUGGCGGCGCCCAGCGCGCUGGCCUUCGGCAUCACGUCAUGCGACCCGGGCGGGCUCCGCGCCGCCGAGCUGCCCACCGACCCCUACGCGCUGCUCGACCGCAAAGAGUACUGGGUGGUGGCGCGCGCCGGGCCCGUGCCGAGCGGGGGCGACGCGCUCAGCUUCACUCUGCGGCCCGGCGGCGACGUGCUCCUGGGCGUCAACGGGCGCCCGCGCGACCGCCUGCUGUGCGUGGACACCACGCAGGCGCUCUGGGCUUUCUUCGCCGUGAGCGGCGGCGCCGCAGGCCAGCUGCGCCUCCUCGGCACCCUGCAGUCCAGCCCUGCGACCACAUCCCCAUCAGGAUCCCUCAGCGGCUCCCAGGACGAUAGCGAUUCCGAUAUGGCCUUCAGUGUCAACCAGUCCUCCUCGGCAUCUGAAUCAUCCCUGGUGACGGCCCCCAGCUCCCCACUGAGCCCACCAGUGUCCCCCGUGUUCUCCCCACCGGAGCUGGCGGGCAGCAAGAACAGCGAGUGCGCGGUGUGCUUCGAUGGCGAAGUGGACACAGUCAUCUACACGUGUGGACACAUGUGCCUGUGCCACGGCUGCGGCCUGCGGCUCAAGAGGCAGGCCCGGGCCUGCUGCCCCAUCUGCCGGCGGCCCAUCAAGGACGUCAUUAAGAUCUACAGGCCGUAGCCUGGCCCGCCGACGGCCUUGACCAGAGCAAGGUCACCUUUCUGAAGCCCACCCCCACCCCGGGCCGGGCGAGCACCAUGGCUGCCGGGGAGUCCAAGGGCAGCAGCUGCCUUGCCUGCCGCUCUCCAGUGGUGGGCAAGGCGUGACAGUCGUGGACACGAGGCCCCCGGGGGUCUCAGUCCAAGCGAGGGUUGCUUCUGGCUCGAAAGUGCUUUGCCCCCAAAAGGCCGUCCUAAGAGCAAGCUCAGGAACUGCCUGGCAGACUGCCCUGUCCCCCGGUGACCUCUCAGCUGAGAAAUGGCGUCCUCUGUGCAAUGCCUUUUGCUGGGGUUGGGUUGAGUGUGUGUGAGAGAGGGGGAGGGGAGGGAG
This is a messenger RNA of Balaenoptera ricei (Rice's whale), 2180 nucleotides long. RefSeq names its product neuralized E3 ubiquitin protein ligase 1B (gene NEURL1B). The transcript is spliced from 5 exons. Gene Ontology annotation, biological process: ubiquitin-dependent endocytosis. NCBI's taxonomy places the organism in Eukaryota, Metazoa, Chordata, Mammalia, Artiodactyla, Balaenopteridae. Bases 144 to 1811 code for a protein of 555 amino acids. The record is from RefSeq and is a predicted model, not a curated record. Gene Ontology annotation, cellular component: early endosome. Gene Ontology annotation, molecular function: ubiquitin protein ligase activity.